AUAAUAACAAACCACAAUAACGACAAAUACAAUAAUAAUUAGUUAUUGUUAUUUAAUAAUUAUUAAUAAUUAUAAGUAAUAAAAGUAAUUAUUAUGAGCGAGUUGAUGCCACGAGAUGUGCUGAAGUGGGUGCAUUCUCUGGACUUAACCCGUAACAUCACAAACCCACAAUGGGAUUUAAGCAGUGGCUUCAUAAUAGGGCAGAUGUUAUACCGAUACUUUCCCAAUGUAGUGCCUUUGUAUAGAUUUCACGACGGUUCAAAGCUGGAGUACAGGUUAUUUAACUGGACCCUUAUAAAGCAGAUUCUAAAUAAGGUGGGCAUUUCCGUCCCCACGUUAAUGCUGGACGCAACUGCCCACUGCAAGUUCGGGGCCGCUAGGAUGACCCUAAUAAAACUUUACGAACAACUAAAUGGUCGCAGUGUACCAGGCCAGCCAGACAAUUUAAGUGACCCAAAUUUCACAGACAGACGCUACCAGCUCAAAAUUCCACCGCUCGCCAGGUCAACGACCGUAAUGACCUUGAGAACUAACUUCAAGGACACCGAAAGAAAGGUCAUGCCGGACAUUGAAUGCCAAAGGUUGAAGGCCCGAAAUAUAAUUGAAAGCCACGUCAGCCUCUUGGCAGAAGAGAAGAGGAAAAACAUAUGGAGGUACAGGUCUAAACCAAAUCUGCUCGAUUCAGCCGUUAGGAAGACACCGCCACCUGGAUUGUAUACAGAUUAUUCCUUUGAUCAAACGCUGGGGAAAUACUGAAAGACGAAAUCAGAAAAAAUGGAGAGAGAGAGAGAAAAAAAAAGAAAGAGAGAGAGAGAGAGAGAAAGUAAAUGAUUAAUCAAUUUUAUGUAAAUUUCUAGUUUUAAAUUUUCAUGUUUGAAACGGAGAACAAAACUUUCAUCUUACCCACUAUUAUUUUAUGUUUUAUUAAUUUGAAAUAAAGAAUACAUAAAUAA
Helobdella robusta is the source of this 953-nucleotide messenger RNA. RefSeq lists its product as hypothetical. Gene Ontology annotation, biological process: regulation of cytoskeleton organization. The transcript has 7 exons. The record is from RefSeq and is a predicted model, not a curated record. Gene Ontology annotation, cellular component: axoneme. The coding region runs from base 94 to 756 and encodes 220 amino acids. NCBI's taxonomy places the organism in Eukaryota, Metazoa, Annelida, Clitellata, Rhynchobdellida, Glossiphoniidae. Gene Ontology annotation, molecular function: microtubule binding.